Bursaphelenchus xylophilus (pine wood nematode) is the source of this 1934-nucleotide messenger RNA. NCBI's taxonomy places the organism in Eukaryota, Metazoa, Nematoda, Chromadorea, Rhabditida, Aphelenchoididae. The record is from the annotation of a GenBank genome assembly.
AUGAUUCGUCCCAUUCUCUAUUCCCAACAAGUUCGCAAUGCUCGAUCGACCAGUCAAAGCGUUGUUCGUUGGACCAGCCAGACGCCGGUAACUGCAAUCCCACCCGAUCCCAAUUGUGAUCCGGCGAAUCCGCGAGUCCUGCAGUUCGGGCAGAUCUCUUCGGCCGCUUUCUCCAUCCGCGAUGGGAUCAUGAAGACAGAAUGCCGCCGUUCAUAUCGGUUUUCGAACCACUUGGGGAUGGAUUUGUUCUUGAAAAUGGAAUUGAAUCAAGUUACUGGAAGCUUCAAGGUAAAAUACGACGGUAACUCAAAAAUUGGGCUACGAAAUGACAAUCUAAAUGUCUUUUAAGCUUUUCUAAACUGUUACUUUAUUAUUUUCUCUGCUUUUCAGGAGCGCGGAGCCCGCUGUGCCCUUCUCCGACUGACUGAAGAACAACGAGCCGCUGGAGUUUGGGCCGCGUCUGCCGGAAAUCACGCUCUGGCCCUGUGUUAUCACGGAGGUCAGCUGGGAGUGCCGAUCAACGUUGUCAUGCCGAGAUAUGCUCCAUUGGCCAAGAUCGACUUUUGCUCAAAGCUGGGGGCCAAUAUCAUAGUCAAAGUCUGACUUUUUUAAAAUACGAGACAAUUUCUUUUACAAAUUUUUAAAAUAGUUCAAAAAAUGCUUUCAUUUUGCAAAGCAUUACUGCCAAUAUUAAUGACAAAAAUUUUCAGGGCAAGGACAUCUCGGUGGCGCGAGAAAUCGCCUUGGAAAAAGCUGCUUCCGAGCCAAAUGCCGUGUAUAUCAAUGGCUAUGAUCACAUUGACAUCCUGGCUGGCGCAGGAACCGUGGCGCUGGAGAUUCUCGACCAAAUCCGACACGUGGACGCCAUUUUGAUCCCAGUUGGAGGCGGAGGGCUGAUCGCUGGAAUGGCAGUGGCCAUCCGAACCUUGUUUCCGAAGAUCCAGAUUAUUGCCGUGGAGGCCAACGAAUGCCCGAGCUUCACGGUAGGUGGGCGUUAGAUAAGUUGGGCUUUCAUUAAUAGUCGUAUUUUUCCUUUAUUUUGCCGAAAUGUAAAAAAAUUUAGCCUAAUUUUAUUUUAUUUAUUAAAAAAUUAGUCAUCAUUUUUUCAUGAUGACUUAAUUUUCAUCCCAAUUUUUUUGAGAAAUUCUAUACUUAAAGAAUGCCAUGAAGCAAGGAAAAGCCGUCUACACGGCUUCGCAUCCCACUCUGGCCGAUGGUUUGGCAGUCCCGACCGUUGGGAUCAACGCUUUUGCAACGGCCAAAGAUCUCGUGGACAAAGUGGUCACAGUCACCGAAAAAGACAUCGCUCUGGCAAUUCUGAGGCUUGUGGAAUGGGAGAAAGUGAUCACAGAAGGCGCUGGAGCAAUUUGCGUGGCAGCGUUGUUGAGCGGUAAGUCGGCUUAGGGAUUUUUCGAACUUUCUUGACACUAAUUGCAUAUUGUACAUGAGAUCAAAAAAUUUUUUCAGAUUCCUUGCCGGAAUUAAAAGGAAAACGGGUUGCCUGCGUCCUAUCUGGAGGAAAUAUCGAUUCUACGGCGUUGGGAGUGAUCAUUGAACGAGGUAGCCACAUUUUUUAUAUUGAUUUAGACAUGAUUUUGAUGAUUUUUUUGAAAUUUUUGGUUUUUUUAAAGUUAAAACUGAUUUUUUUCCCUCAAAUGACUUUUUCAGGUAUGGUGACGGACACUCGUCUCUGCAGUUUCAGCGUUGUCGUGUCGGAUCGACCGGGCGGUGUCGCCGAAUUGGCCGAUAUUAUUGCCAAAUGUGGAGCCAGCAUCAAAACAAUGCACAUGGAUCGAACCUGGCUUCAGCAAAACGUAUUCUCGGUGAUGGUGAAGAGCAGUGUGGAGACGAGGAACUAUGAGCAUGCCAGCGAACUCAAAGAGACCCUUCAGCAGCGCUACGAAGAGGUCGACUUCAAAAUGGGACCAAAGUGA